This is a messenger RNA of Oryza sativa Japonica Group (Japanese rice), 1765 nucleotides long. RefSeq lists its product as uncharacterized. NCBI's taxonomy places the organism in Eukaryota, Viridiplantae, Streptophyta, Magnoliopsida, Poales, Poaceae. The record is from RefSeq and is a predicted model, not a curated record.
AACCCGGCAACGCGCGGUGUCGCGAGGAGGCAGCCAUUAAACGCGCCCCGCUCGUACGCCGCGCGCGGAGCCACAGACCAGACCAGAGCACCGCACACAGCACAGCGAGCAGCAGCGAGCGAGCGAGCGAGACAUCAGCCAUGGCUGUGCCUCUGCCUCCCCCCAACCUCAUCAUCACCCUUCUCCCCCUCGUCUAGACACCCAUCAUUGCCCCUCCACGCCCCCCGCCUCCUCCUCCUCCUCCCCGAUCGUCUCCUCCUUGCCCUUCUUGCACCGCGCGCUAUAUAUAGCCAGCCGGAGCUCGACCUUCCAGACGCAUCGAUCGACCGGUGUUCGAUCUUUCUUGCUGUGGGGAUUUCGCCAUGAACGCCUUCUUCACGUCGCUGGCGAGAGGGCUGGACGACCUGAGCAGCGGCGGCGGGCUGUCGUCGCUGCCGGCGCUGCUGCGGGCGGCGGCGCUGCUCAGGGGGCUGCACUCGCAGCUCACGCUGCUGGUGGGGCAGCUCCACCUGCCGCCCGGUGGGCGGUGGCUCGACGAGUACAUGGACGAGACCGCGCGGCUCUGGGAGGCUUGCCUCGCCGUCAAGGUCGGCCUUGCCGCCGUCGAGCGGUAUUGCGCUGCCGCGUCUUGUGCUGCGGCCGCCAUGGAUGACUGGCUCCAGGACCCUUCCCCUCUCUCCACUCGCCAGGUGAUGAGGGCGAUCUCUGCGUCGAGGAGGGAGGCCAUGGCGGCGGAGGAGGAGAACCGUGCGCUGUCGGAGGCGAGGAUCGCGCCGCUGUCGCUGCAGCUCGACGAGCGGCUGCUGCUGCGCGCCGCGGACGCCAGGUUGAGCGGCUUCAACGGCUUCCGCGGCCUGCUCUACGCGCUGCACAACGCCAGCUCGCUGCUGCUCCUCGUCCUCGCCUCCGGCGCCGUCUCCUGCGCCGCCGCCGCAGCGGGGCCGUGCUCCGCGGAUGGCGCCGCGGACGCCGGCGGGUUCGUGGCGUCCAUCGCAAUGCUGCAGCAGAGGAUGGCGGAGGAGGCCGACGCCGACGGUAGCGCCGGCGCGGCGCGGGGGGGCAUCCGGAUGUACGAGUUCCGGUGCGCGCGCGCCGCCGUGGAGGCGGCGCACGAGGAGGUGGAGCGCGCCGUGGCGGCGGGCCCCCGCAAGCAGCAGUGCGAGGACGGCGACGGCGGCGUCAAGGACAAGGUCGACGAGCUCAAGGCGUGGCUCGACGUGCUCCGGACCGGCACCGACGGCCUCGUCUGCCAGCUCGACGACUUCCUCGACGACAUUGUCGAGGGCAGGAAGGAGCUCUCCGACCUUUGCAGCCACUGAUCGAUCGACUGCAACACCAUCAUCAUCGCCAUGGAUGAUGGCAUGAAAUGCUUCAUGCUUCGCGUGGUAGAGUACUCGUACUGUACGUAGUAGUAGCAAGCAUAAUCUUCAGUAGCGAGUACGAGUAGUAGUUAGUGGUACUCGAUGAGACAGAGUGUGUCGCUGUCACAGCAUUUUGCUCAUGAUGUUGUUGUUGCUGCUGCUGCUGUUGUUUCCAUCCUGUUGCUGCGUCUCUGCCAUGAAAGGUGCCAUGAAAGGAGAGGCAUGAUGGGGAUGAGAGAGAAAGGAAAUCUUUCUUGUUGCAUUGCAGGAGUAGCACAGGCAGUUGCAGUUGCACGACGGAAGGGGUCGCCUUUUGUUUGUUCGCCUGGGGAGGCAGACGUGCCGUAGGUCGGGCUACUAUCAGAGUUCUACCAUAAUGCGAAAAAUGGCCGAAACUUUGGUUC